Molecule: messenger RNA, 1158 nt
Organism: Yamadazyma jaroonii
Lineage: Eukaryota; Fungi; Ascomycota; Pichiomycetes; Serinales; Debaryomycetaceae
Source: the annotation of a GenBank genome assembly
AUGUUUAAUACCAAAAUAUUUGAUAAUAAUAACCAACAACAAACCCCAUCGAUCAAUAUUCCUGAUAAUACACAACCUAUUGAUAUAACAUACCAAAGAUCAUCAAUAUUUAAUAAUUCCAGGUUUAGAAGAGAGAGUUUAGCCCAUUCUCAAGGAAUGGGAGGUGUUAGUUGGGGAUCAAUAACUAUUGGAUCAUGGUUAAAAGAUGAAGUUAUGAUGUUAAAUCACAAUAAUAAUCAACAAAACUUGAAUCCUAAUGCGGUAAUGAAUCAUCAAAAUUUGAAUCAAAAUCAUGGACAUUUUAAUAUAAGGAGAGGUAGUUUUAGGGUUAAUAAUAAUUUUAAUCAUAAUAAUCUUAAUUCCGUUGCAUUAUCACCACCACAAACUUCAUAUUUACCUAAUUUGGAGGCAGAUUAUUGUAAAGAUUAUAGUUGUUGUGGACAAUUAUUACCAACAUUACAUGAUUUAUUGAGACAUUAUGAAGAAGCUCAUAUUAAUUUAAGUCCACCAACUGAUAAUACUAAUCAUUUAUUGAAUAGUAAUAGAAAUAGGAAUUUGAAUAAUAUUCAUAAUAUCUUGGAAACUGUAUCAACAACUGAUGUAUUUCUUAAUAAUCAACAACAACAGCAACAACAAAUACAGCAGCAACAAUUACAACAACAACAGCAACAAGUACAGCAGCAAGUACAACAACAACCUAGAAACUCCCAACCACAAUUUGAUUCCAAAUCUCCUUCAAUGAAUCAAUUUAACUUACAACAACAUACUCCUCAAACUCCUCAACAAUUAUCUCAAACCCCAUCUGAAUCAGGAUCUCCAAUGGAUGAAGAUGAUUUGAUGUAUAUUGAUGAUCCUUCAAGACAUUUGUAUGUCAUGGAGAAUAAUGAAGAUAAACCUUUCAAAUGUCCAGUUAUUGGAUGUGAUAAGAAUUAUAAGAAUCAGAAUGGGUUAAAGUAUCAUAGAUUACAUGGACAUCAAAAUCAAACAUUACAAGAGAAUCCUGAUGGGACGAUAUCGGUGAUUGAUCCUGAGAGUAAUACUCCAUAUUUGGAUGCUUCGGCUUUGGAGAAGGAUAAACCGUAUAGAUGUGAAGUGUGUGGGAAGAGAUAUAAGAAUUUGAAUGGGUUGAAGUAUCAUAGGGGACAUACCACGCAUUAG